AUGAAAACGGGAUCAGACCCUGUGGUUUCGUCAUGUUUGAAUUAUGUAAGCCAAGAGCAGGGCACCGAACCUUUCCUUGAGCUUCCGUCUCGCUUCCCCAAACGAAGGGUGACAGUCCCCGCCGCGCGCGGGGGCGAGGGGAGCCGCAUGCCUGAGCGCACCGGCCUCUGCCAGCGCCUGCCAUCGCGUGCCCCUCCGGGAUUCCGGGGCCUGGGAAGCUCCGGGCGGGAGGUGGGGAGGCGGCGCUGCGAACUCGCCCGGGGUGUUGGGCCGCGCUCCCCGCGUUUGAAGUCUCCGGCGCGGCCGCUGGUUGGGCGGCGCGGGUCACGUGCGCGCGGGCAGGAGUUUCCCCGACAGCUGGAGGCUGCGUGGGAUCCGGCGGCGGCGGCGGCGCCCCGCGCUGCGGCGUCGUGUCCGGUUGUGUCCUGCAGGCCGAAGAGGCAGCCGAAGCCCGCCUCGGAUGAGGGCUACUGGGACUGCAGCGUCUGCACCUUCCGGAACAGCGCCGAGGCCUUCAAGUGCAUGAUGUGUGAUGUGCGGAAGGGCACCUCCACCCGAUCCACAUUCUUUGAAGCUAUUGUGAGUGGCUCGAGGACCAAGGGACCGUUGCAUCCCAUUUCAGGAAGGAAACCUCGACCUGUCUCCCAGCUGGUCGCACAGCAGGUUACUCAGCAGUUUGUGCCCCCUACCCAGUCAAAGAAAGAGAAGAAAGAUAAAGUAGAAAAAGAAAAAAGUGAGAAGGAAGCAACUAGCAAAAAGAAUUGUCAUAAAAAAACCAGACCAAGAUUAAAAAAUGUGGAUCGGAGUAGUGCUCAGCAUUUGGAAGUCACUGUUGGAGAUCUAACAGUCAUUAUUACAGACUUUAAGGAGAAAGCAAAGUCAGCGCCAGCAUCCAGUGCUGCUGCUGGGGAUCAGCACAGCCAGAGCAGCUGCAGCUCCGACAACACUGAGCGGGGCGUGUCCAGGUCCUCCUCACCUCGGGGAGAAGCCUCAUCCCUGAAUGGAGAGUCUCACUAAGCAUUCUUGCUCCACUUAGUCACGCCUGUCCUCCCAUGGAAAUACAGAUUAUGCCAAGAACUACCACAUUUUCAUGACAGACACAUUCAUGCAUAACCUAUAAUUUGAGUUUUACAUGAAAUAUGAAUUUGCCAGGACUUAUUAGAUUUUAUUGCAGUGUAAGCUACCAAAUGUUUCCAGACUUAACAUUUUGGUCUCUGGUGUUAAAUGCCAUGAAAAUGUGGUUGAAUUAUUCAUUAUGCAGUGUUAUUGGUAAGUCUAUUUUCACUUAUAGUUUAGUGAAUUCUAACACAUAAUUAUUGAAUUCUCUACUAUCGGCAUGUAAUGAGUUUAAAUUUUUUAUUACAUAGUGCAAGCUGCCUAAAUAUGUAUUAUUUGAGAAUUGUGAAACAAAUAGUUAUAUGUAUGCAAGUCAGAGAUCAACUUAAUCAACUAUGGCUGCAACAGGAUUUUCUUAAUGGUUAUCCUCUUAAUGCACCUGCUGGUACUUGGUGUGGUUAAAUAGGAAAGUUGUUAUUAAAUAAAGAAUUUGUAUGAACCUUUGCCAAUGUGUUUGACAUGUUCUUACUAAAUUAUUGUUUCUGAAUUAUGUUUUAUCCAUUUUACAGUUUAUGUUUGUUUAGUUUGCUUAUUUUUUCAAAGCAUCAAUUUAUUGUAAUGUUUACUAGCAGAAUUGUAAACAAUAAAAAAUGGAUCGUUUAGCUUUCUAAUUCAGGUUUAGUGCUGUUGUCAUUGAACACUGGUUUUUCCUGUAUUCUCUAAGACAUUAAAGUUAAAGAAGUAUAAGCAUCUGGCAGAAACAGAAAAGAACUUGCCAUACUUGGAAAGGCUUUAACUUAAUGAUAGUUUAACACUGUUUCCUUGUUCCAAACCUAUCCACGGUCAUAGACAUGUGAAUCUAAUUAACAUAAACAUGGUGACUAUUGCACAGAACCAGGAGGUUGAUCUUAGAUCAGUUUAAUUGGCCUUUUAUUAAAUAGAACAAUUCAUAUGAAAACCAUAGUACUCUAUUUCCAGAUACAGCCUUUAAUUUAUGCAUUUAUCAAUAUCUUGAAAUAAAAGUAUUUACAGCCCCACUCACUUAUGUAAGAUUGCCAAUAAAAUAUUUUUUAUGACUUCAGAUUUUGCAUUUUGUUUACAACUAAAUGAAGUGUGUUAUGUUGUAUUUGAAAAUCUAUCUUAGAAACCACAUGCUACAUCUUAAAUUCUAUUAAAUUCUCCUCUUUUCUCUAGCCAUUUGCUUAAUAUAUAGAUAUUAAGUCCCUAUAAGACUUCUGAAAUGUAAAUCAACCUAAAGACAAUACGUAACUUGAAUAUAACCUAUCACAUAAAAGAUGCCAUGAUAACAUUUGAAUGAAAAAUAAAACUGUGGACUCUGAAAGUUGUAAUAUUUGGUUUCUCAUGGCAAUGUAACUCUGUUCCAUUGCAGUGCCUUCUAUUGGCACAGUGGUACUCCUGUAACAUGCUAGUGUGAAUACAGUUUAUUUCAUGCAGUAAACGUCUGUGAUGAAAACAUUCAAUACCUCAUUCUUCAGUGUUGUUAAAUGAAGAUGUAAAACUUGUUUUAUUCUAAGAUACUUCAAUGGAAUACCAACUGUCUGGCUAUGUUCUUUUCAAACAUGUUAUUUUUGCAUUGUUUUUCAUGUAUAAAUGUCCAGUGUAUCCAGUUUUAAAUACUUGUAAUGGGGAAAUACUCUAGUUCCUAAAACAAAAUAAGUAAAGGCAAUAUAUCUUAUAGUGAUCAUAUAUUUUCGUAAUAUAUUUUCAAUUUCUCUGCAAGAAAGAAGAGCAUGAGAAAAGGUGAGGUGUUACCUGAGUAGGUUGAACUCACCCGUGUGCUGGUGGAAGGCAGACUGUUGGUUGCUGCUUGAGCCUCCUCUAGAGUGAAUACUGUACAUUCUCUAGCUUUCUUCCCAUCGGAAAAGUGGGGGAGUGAUGGCUGUAUCUGAUGCAUGUGGUCCUAGGGAGGAGUGAAUGUUAACCCAUUAAGAUCCUUAACAUUUCUCUAGCACACUCUAUCAGUAUAGGUAAAAUGCUAUUAAUACAUUUUUAUAACCAGAUCAUCUCAGUGCUUCUUAGGUAAUCUAAGAGAGCAGUAUUGUCAGUGUUUGCUCACUCUGAGAAGCCAGUACUCAACAGGUGAGACUGGAGAGAGGAACUGUGCAGUCUAGUGGGAUUUUGUUUUCCUUUCAUCUUCCUUUAUUUCACUCUACCUCAGAUAUACUUCAUAUCAGGAAGACAUGCAGAUUCCAUUUAUACAUGCACUUGAUGUUAAAAUAUGCAAAAGACUACUCAGCAGGGCUUAGGGUAUAUUCGUAGCUGUUUUGUAAAUUUGUAAUGUAGUUUUAUUCGGUGGAUUGUUUUAUGUUUUUUGAGUUAUGUGUACGAGUGUUUUGCUUUGAAUACAUGUGUGUGCACCAUGUGCAUGCCUAGUGCCUGCGGAGCUUUGAAGAAGGUUUUGGAUUUCUUGGAAUUGGAGUUAUAGACAAUUGUGUGCUCCUAUGUGGGUGCUGGUAAUCAAACUCUUGUCCUCUGCAAGAGCAGCAGGUGCUCUUGGCCACUGAGCUGUGUCUCCAGCCCCAUCAGCAGUGGGUUCUUUUAACCGGAUUCCACCCUGAAAGAAUUUGGGUAUUUUUCAGUUUAUUACCUUAGAGAUAAGCAGAAAUGAAAGUGAACUUUGAAGCCCACAAGAAUAGACACUCUUAAAACCUUUUGUGGGGAUUGAUGACCUAAUGGCUUAAAGCUUUUAAUUAAGGUUUAAUUAAGAUUUUAUUAAGUGCUUUUCUAAGAUUAUAGUGACAACAGUCCAGAUGAAGUAUAGUAAUAGGAGGAAUAAAAUUAACUAAAGGUGACAGCGUUUGUCAUCUUUCUUUUAGGUAUAAAUCCUCAGUGCCCAAAAGAAUGUACUUUGCCAUAUUGUAUAUAUAAUGGUAAAUGGCUUGAGUUUCUUAUUAUACUUUCUUAGCGCUUACCUCUUUGAGGAUCUUUGUGAGGAUUUGGUAUAGGAGCUAGUCACAGAAAGGGAUCUGUUGUGUGACUUUACAGUUGAGAAUGGGGGGGCGAGAUAGCAGUAAAAUGAUAAUGCUUUGACUUUGUGCUGUUUACCUUCUCAACUUGUGCAGAAGCCUGGAGCAAAGAAUGUAAAAAGUUGAAGUUCAGAAAAGCCAGUGACAGAAAUAGCCAAAGGCAAACAGUGAGCAGUACAGAAAGCAGGAAGCAAGGAAGGCUUUGCUCGACAUGAGAGUGAGAACAAGCUCUACUAAGCGCAGGUGAGGAAGAGUGUUGGCAUGUAAGAAAGGGAGGAAGAUCACAGGGAAGAGGCAGUAGGAAGGGUGUCAGGGUGGCCGGGCUUCUGGACUCGUCUCUGCGGGCAUGUUAGUGACACGCAGUGAUUAGUCAUCCUCAUAAUUAAUCAUAAACAGCUUCCUCAGCACAAGCUGCUAAGUAGGGCAGCCAUGUGUUUAAUAAUUUUGACUGCUUUUCAUCAAGUUAGUGCACUGUAAGCUACUGCAGACAAGUUUUCUUUAUAUAAAAACUGUUCUGAACACACAUACUUACUAGCCCAGAUCAUUUAAAUGUUACUUCAGUGUACUAAUGAGACUGUAGUCUGUGUAGAUCAUCCGGCCAUUAUGAGAUUGGCCAAUUUUUGACCAUUCGAAAUGCUAUAAAAAGACUAGAUAACUCUGGAAAAAUCAGUAGUUCCAAAAGGUGUCAGUAUUCUGAGACAUGUUUCCUAUAUUUUCUGUUACGUGUGUGUAAAGUAUGUUUGUGCAGGUGCUGCCAGUGUUGUUAUUCAGGCUCUAUCCACCAUGUUUUGUUUUUCUUUUAAAAUUUUAAUUAAAAAUGUGUUUUUGA
Molecule: messenger RNA, 4872 nt
Organism: Microtus ochrogaster (prairie vole)
Lineage: Eukaryota; Metazoa; Chordata; Mammalia; Rodentia; Cricetidae
Gene: Yaf2
Product: YY1 associated factor 2
Biological process (GO): positive regulation of DNA-templated transcription
Cellular component (GO): nucleus
Molecular function (GO): transcription coregulator activity; DNA binding
Source: RefSeq, a predicted model, not a curated record